CCUCUGACUGGAUCGCGGGCCCCGCAACGCAGAGCCGACCCAGCAACUCCCGGGCGGCGGCGGGCGGCGCCGGCGCUGGCGAGGAAGACGGGGGAACCAACUCACGAGUGAGCGCAAAGACAAUUAGUAUACUAAUCUGGAGAUUAGGAGGACGUUUUAGGGUUAACCUGGAGCCUAAUGACCCACCAACCCCCGGCACCCACCACCCCACGCGGCCGCCAUCUGCUCGGGCCUGCUCUCCGCCUCCGCCUCCGCUCCCAACGAACCUUCCUCGCCGUCCGGAUGGAGACGCCGCCGAGCGCCUCCGCCGCCGCCGACGCGAAGCAGGCACCACACAGGCUUGCAGUGGUCACUGGUGGGAACAGAGGGGUUGGCUUGGAGGUGUGCCGCCAGCUUGCUGUACAAGGCGUGACAGUCAUUCUCACGGCAAGGGAUGAGAAGAGAGGGAAGGAUGCCGUCGAGUCCAUUUGCCGCGAGUCUAACCUCGACAACGUAAUCCUCCACCCGCUCGAUGUCACAGAUGAUGGUAGCGUCACCUCUUUAGCACGGUACAUCGAGAGCAGAUACGGGAAGCUUGACAUUCUGGUUAACAAUGCAGCAGUUAUAGGAGUUGCAGCAGAUGAGGAAGGCCUGAAAGCUUUGAACCUUGAUGCAGAGACAUGGACAUCCGGCAGAGCAGCCAAUUUGCUCAAAGAUGUGUUCCAGAAUACCUAUGAUGUAGCAUCGAAUUGUCUCAACACCAAUUACUAUGGAUGCAAGAGGGUAACAGAAGCUCUCCUUCCUCUAUUGAAUCUAUCCACGUCAGGAGCAAGGAUUGUCAAUGCUUCCUCCCUUUCGUCAGAGUCGAAGCGAAUGCCAAAUGAGAAGCUAAGGAACGACUUGAGCAACAUCGACAUCUGGGACGAAGCGAGAAUAGAAACGGUGCUGAACACUUUCAUGGAAGACCUGAAGAACGGGCGGCUCGAAGAGGCAGGGUGGCCGAUGAUGCUGCCGGCUUACAGCGUGACGAAGAUGGUGAUCAACCUCUACACCAGGAUCCUGGCAAGGCGGCACCCGGAGAUGCGCAUCAACUGCGUGCGCCCUGGCUUUGUCAAGACCGACAUCAACUGGAACCUGGGGAUCCUGACGCCCGAGCAAGGCGCAAGGGGACCGGUCAUGCUGGCCUUGCUCCCCGAGGACGGGCCGACCGGGUGCUACUUUGAUCAGACAGACAUGGUGAAUGUUUGGUAAUUUGUCCACUGAAUUCCCCUUGGCUUGUCAGAUGCUAUGUCGUGGUAACUUUAUCUUCCUGCUUCUUGCGGAUGUGCCUAAGGCCAAUGGCCAGGACAAGUUUUCCAUUCUUGUGUUAUUGACACAAGUAAAAGAAAUCAGUUCCAGUAACACUUAAUUACGUUCCAAUUAUGAUAAUACAUAUCUAAUUUAUAA
This is a messenger RNA of Brachypodium distachyon (stiff brome), 1425 nucleotides long. Its product is annotated as short-chain dehydrogenase/reductase 2b. The record is from RefSeq and is a predicted model, not a curated record. The coding region runs from base 178 to 1230 and encodes 350 amino acids. The transcript has 5 exons. Gene Ontology annotation, cellular component: membrane. Lineage: Eukaryota; Viridiplantae; Streptophyta; Magnoliopsida; Poales; Poaceae.